AAAGACGUGGGGAAGAGAAGUGGAAGUCUUACUUAGCAAGUUCCUACAGAAUGCCAGGCACUCAGGGGCAUGGCACACCAGAGAUUUGCUUCAGUCACCCCAAAACCCCAUCUGCUCUGUUCUCCUUAGGACCCCAGGAGCAGUGCCCAGAGCCCACAGCCUAGAACAUGCACAUCACCGCCCUGGGUGCAGGCCUCCCCUCCCUCCAGGUCUACAGGAGAAGGCCAACAUUGAGGAGGCCCUGGGGUCUGGGCCCAGGACCAUCAGCAGGAGGUACCUGAGCUCCCUGAAGAACAAGCUGUCCAGCGGGGCCUGGAGGAAAUCUUGCCAGCCUGGGACCUGCCCUGGGCCAGGGAUGCAGGAGCCUGAGGAGAAGAGGAUUGUCCAGGAGCUGCUGGAGACAGAACAGGCCUAUGUGGCGCGCCUCCACCUGCUAGACCAGGUGUUCUUCCAGGAGCUGCUGAGGGAGGCCCGCAGCAGCAAGGCCUUCCCUGAGGACGUGGUCAGGCUCAUCUUCUCCAAUAUCUCCUCCAUCUACCAGUUUCAUGCGCAAUUCUUCCUCCCAGAGCUGCAGCGGCGCCUGGAUGACUGGGCCAGCUUGGGAAGAAGGAAAGGGUGCAUGCACACAUACUCAGGGACUCCGUGUACAGCUGUGCAGGUGCGGGAGCUGACUGAUGCCGAGUUCCCCCACUCCUUCCUGGUGUCCGGGAAGCAACGCACCCUAGAGCUGCAAGCCCG
Molecule: messenger RNA, 738 nt
Organism: Galeopterus variegatus (Sunda flying lemur)
Lineage: Eukaryota; Metazoa; Chordata; Mammalia; Dermoptera; Cynocephalidae
Product: FYVE, RhoGEF and PH domain-containing protein 2-like
Exons: 6
Biological process (GO): cytoskeleton organization; filopodium assembly
Cellular component (GO): cytoplasm
Molecular function (GO): guanyl-nucleotide exchange factor activity
Source: RefSeq, a predicted model, not a curated record